Cylicocyclus nassatus is the source of this 1338-nucleotide messenger RNA. The record is from the annotation of a GenBank genome assembly. Lineage: Eukaryota; Metazoa; Nematoda; Chromadorea; Rhabditida; Strongylidae.
AUGAUCAACAUUUUAUCGCUGUUGCUAUUCUGGCUCCAAUGUUUUAGCAAAGGAAAUGCCAACUACGCUUCUAAGGCCCACGAGGUUUUUGAGAAAAUAUUUGUAGGGUAUAAUAGGCAUAUAAGACCAGUUCGAAAUUUGUCUAUAACUACAGUGGUUUUCAUGGACAAUAGCUUGCGAUCUAUCCUCCACACCGAUGAAGUUAACCAAGUGCUGGUGCUGAAGGAAUGGUUGAGAAUGUUUUGGAGAGACGAGUUCCUUACUUGGAACCCAGCGGACUACGACAAUAUCACCGAGAUCAAAGUUCCAAGAAGUUUGAUUUGGCUACCUGACGUUAUAAGAAUCGAUGUGCUAGACCAAUCCCAACUUAUGGACGACGACCGCAGUUUUGUACUAUUAGACCAUACAGGCUUCAUCAGACAUUCAGUGGAUCAUGUGCUUAAAGUGUUUUGCAACUAUAAAAUCACUAUGUUUCCCUUUGAUCAACAAAAUUGCACUAUCCACUAUGAGCCAUGGCAUUCCACUUUAAAGGAGGUUUUUAUCGAAGUGCAUCCCGAACCUGACAUCAAUAAUUAUCGUCCCAGUAAUGAAUGGGACCUAAUUUCCUACAAAUCCCGAACAGGCAUUGGUUCAUACCCUCCUAUCCUAUCCGACUCCACCUCUCGUGCUUAUUAUGAUAUUGUUAUCAAGAGAAGGCCUCAUUAUUAUGUAGCGUGCUUCAUGCUGCCAUGUUUUAUUAUCAUGGAACUUUCAUUACUUGGUCUUUUCUCUCCGUCAAAUGAUAGUGGCGAACACAACGAAAAAGUUACGAUGGGACUUACAAGUCUGCUCUCAAUGUCAGUGCUGCUGCUAAUGAUAUCGGAUAAUCUGCCCAAGACCAAUGACGGUUUGCCACUUUUGGGGUUUUUCGUUCUCAUGGAAAUUCUUAUUGGAGCGUUAGCAACUGCAACAACGGUCUACAUAUCACAUCUGCAAAGCAGCUGGCGCCAUGACAAAAAAGUACCAGAUUGGCUUUUGGCGCUGGGCCAUUUUCAAAUUUUUGCGGGAAGAUUGAAGCAUAUGGAUUCGGAGAAAUUUACGGAAGAUUUCUGUCAUACUGAUUCGCUUCUCAAAAGGGACUCCAUUGCAAGAAGUCAGAUACUUGCACGAAUUGGCAAUUUUGAACAAAAUGUGAGCAUGAUUUCAAGGAACCUGCAAAAGAAAGCAGCGCAGAAACGCCUACGGAUGCGAUGGGUCCAUGUUUGCGAAAGAAUUGAUAGUUUACUACUCGUCGUUUUCCUCACAGUUAAUACAUUCUUUUUCGUAUCUAUCUUACUGACUGGAUAUCUUUCAAAUUGA